AUGGAGGUGGUGACUGGUGCCAUGGGAAGCCUGCUUCCCAAGCUCGGCGAGCUGCUCGUGGGGGAGUACAAGUUGCAGAAGGGCGUCAAGGAGGACGUCGAGUCCCUCGAGAGGGAGAUGAAGAGCAUGAACGCUGCUCUUGUCAAGGUGGCGGAGGUGCCAAGGGACCAGCUGGACAACCAGGUCAUCGUCUGGGCUGAUGAACUCAGGGAGCUGUCGUACGACAUGGAGGAUGCCAUCGACAACUUCCUGGUGUGCAUCGAGGGGAUGGGAUCCGACGCCGUUGCCGACUCAAACAAGCUCAAACAGCUAAUCGUGAAGAUGGCCAACUUAUUCACCAAAGGCAAGACUCGCCAUCAGAUCGCUAGUGCCAUCAGGGACAUCAAGAACCGCGCCCAAGAGGUGGCUGGCCGGCGUGACAGAUACAGGGUCGACGAUGCUGUUGCCAAUGCAGCUGGAAAACACAAAGUUGACCCUCGUGUCUUGGCUUUGUACAAGGAUCCGAAAGAGCUUAUUGGCAUUGAAGACGCACGGAACGAGCUAACCAGGCGGCUCACAGAUGGUGAUGGUUAUGGGGAUGUUCCCAAGCAGCAGCCCAAGAUGAAGAUAGUCUCUAUUGUUGGACCUGGAGGACUUGGCAAGACUACACUUGCUAAGGCAGUGUAUGAUAGGCUUCAAACACAAUUUGAAUACACAGCUUUUGUUCCGGUGGGUCGAAACCCUGAAGUGAAGAAAGUUCUCAGGGAUAUCCUCUUGGAACUUGACAGGAAACAGAAGCAAGAGUGUAUGGGUGAUGUAGUAACACUGGAUGAAAGACAACUAAUCGACAAACUCCGACGACGACUUGAGAAUGCAAGGUACUUCAUUGUCAUUGAUGACAUAUGGGAUUUAAAAGCAUGGAACAUUAUCAAAUGUGCUUUGCUUGAUAACAAUCAUGGGAGCCGAGUAAUCACAACUACUCGUAUUCUCGACGUCGCCACAAAGACCGGUGAUAUUUACAAGCUAAAACCACUUUCUCAAUAUUUAUCUGAAGAAUUGUUCUAUACAAGAUUGUUUGGUGGUAAAGAUAAAUGCCCUUUUGAUCAACCGGCUGAAGUAUCAAACAAAAUUUUACAGAAGUGUGGAGGUGUGCCAUUAGCUAUAAUUACAAUAGCUAGUUUGUUGGUUGGUAAACCUAUGGAGGAUUGGUCUAAAGUAUUCAACUCUAUUGGUUUUGGAUCUGGAGAUAAUAACACAGAUGUAGAGAACUCGAGGAGGAUAUUAUUAUUUAGUUAUUAUGAUCUACCUUGUCAUCUAAGGUCUUGUCUGCUGCAUCUGAGCAUAUACCCAGAAGACUAUUCGAUCAUGAAAGACACAUUGAUAUGGCAGUGGGUCGCCGAAGGAUUUAUCAAUGAGGAACCAGGGGUAAGUUUAUUUGAGACCGGAGAAAAAUACUUUUAUGAACUCUUAAAUAGAAGCAUGAUCCAGCCGGUAGAGCAUCCAGCAAAGCACACAAUAUAUGCUUGUCAUAUUCAUGAUAUGGUGCUGGAUAUGAUUUGUUUAUUAUCAAAGGAACAAAAUUUUGUUACUAUAUUGGAUAGUAACGAAGAGCACACACCUUCACAAUGCAAUGCCCGCAGGUUAGCUAUUCAAAAGAGGGUUGUGCCUCUGGCUAACAUGAGCAUGCCGAAACUGAGGUCGUGUUAUGCUACCAUGUGUGAUCCCAAUGCAGUGCCAUCAGUUUCAAACUUUCAAGCGCUACGUGUUCUAGCCAUGGAAAAGUGCAGUUUUGAGAGAGACCGUCCUUACCAUCUUGAGCAUCUUGGGAGGUUACCUCAGUUGAGAUACCUGAGUCUACGGAGCACACAUAUUACUAAAAUCCCAGAAGAAAUAGGACAUCUAAAGCUUCUGCAGACACUGAACUUGAGGAACACUCAUAUAAAAGAGUUACCAGAGAGUAUUGGUUUGCUAAGAAAACUCAAGUGUCUGCUUGCUGAUGUGUAUGGUGGUGCUGGUAUAACAGUGUCGAAUUGGAUAGGGAACCUGACAUCCUUGGAAGAGCUACAUUUGGUAAGUGCUGACGAGUCUUGUAUCUUCGCGAAAGAGCUCAGCAAGCUGACAGAGCUGAGGGUGCUCAUCUGUAGUUUAGCUACAGUUAAGGAUGAGUGCUGGCUCAAAAAUUUUUGUGGAGUCUUUAUGCAAUCUGCGGAAAAUCCAAGUCCUAGGAUUUCACUGGGAGAAGAGUUUGAGGACAAUGCCUAUGCUUCUGAUGUUCACAAAGUGACCGCAGCAGUGAGGCGAGCAAUCAACACCCAUCCUAACCGUCCCACGCUUGCUCUCUCGACAUAUGGUCGAUGA
Messenger RNA from Triticum turgidum subsp. durum (durum wheat), 2337 nucleotides. The record is from the annotation of a GenBank genome assembly. Lineage: Eukaryota; Viridiplantae; Streptophyta; Magnoliopsida; Poales; Poaceae.